Oppia nitens is the source of this 2483-nucleotide messenger RNA. RefSeq lists its product as uncharacterized. NCBI's taxonomy places the organism in Eukaryota, Metazoa, Arthropoda, Arachnida, Sarcoptiformes, Oppiidae. The coding region runs from base 407 to 2416 and encodes 669 amino acids. The transcript is spliced from 6 exons. The record is from RefSeq and is a predicted model, not a curated record.
GUGUGGUGUUUGUAAUAUACGCCGUCUUUUACAUAAUAUAUUUGGGUUUUCAAAAAACAAACUAAUAAUCAAAAUCAAAGCCAAAACCAUAGCGUAGGAGAGAUAGAGAGAGACUAUGUAUGAGUCGUUUUUUGAUAGGAAUAGGCGUUUAAAAUAAAUGUUCAAAAAAUAUUUUGUCCGAAAAGUGUGUACUUUUUGCAUUGCAAUUCAAUUUUUAUGAUUGCAUUGUAUAUAUGAAAACUUGACAAUCAAUUAGUUUUUUAAUCUCAUCUCUUCUACUACUCUAUAGUGUAGUGCGAAAAGUGUAGUGUUUUUUGUUAGUUAACAAAAUAAAACAAAAAUCCUUUAUUUAGGAGAUAAAUCUGUUUGAAUUUUCGCUUAAUUGUGCCAACAAUUAACCGAUUAAAUGGAUGAUCAAAGUGUUAAAAGCAAUGGAUCCAAAAAAAGAGUGGUCACCACUAAAAGUACUUCCGUUAUUCCCGUGAAUAGCAAUGCAUUAACAGCUGCCAAACAAGAGGAGUGGACUACAUCUCGAAAGGUUGUCAACCAUAAGACACGACAGGUUGAGACCAGAGUCCAGAGACAGAUCAUUAUGGAAGACGGAAAAGUUAUUGCAGACAGCGGUCCACAAGUGACCACAAAGACUAAAGAGGAUCAGAAACAGGAAGAGUCAGAGCAUUCAAAUCAUAAGAAUACUGGCGAUACAGACACACCACCGGCACCGGGCUAUAAAGCAGUGCCCGGCGGUAAUCAAGUGGUCAGCGAAAAGACUGAAACACAUAAUUCGAGUCGAGAGGCAAAAGAAGAAAACAUUCAAUACCACGACGAAAGCUAUAAAGAGCUGUCCGGCUAUGAUAUUCAUCGGAAGGCAUUGCAGGCGCCAAACGAGUUGAUCCAAUUGGACUCAGACGACUCACCUAACCGAUCAAAAGGCAAACUCGUUCACUAUUCGAGUAAAUCAAAUAAAAUUAACGAUUGCGAAGAAGUAAAGGAAACAUCACGCGUUGGAAGAGAUGGUAAUGUUGUCACUGAAACCACUCGUACUCAUCAUCACGAAGAGUUCAACGACGACGAAGUUCCCGAAGAAGGUCAGGAACAGCUCAAAGCGUUGCCGGCGGCGACAACUGAGACGACCAGAAAUAUUGAACAUUUGAAAGACUAUGAACACGGUUUUGAUAACUUCUCGAGAGCUAUGAAUCAGCAAAAUAUUAGAUCAAUUGAAAACAAAAAGACUGAUCGAUGGUUGGACGACCACUUUGGCAGCAGUGAUGAGAGCGAUAUUGUCGAGACAUCCAACACAAGAACCGGAAAGAAUGUCAUUAAUGUUAGCCGAACCGGUCGGACAUCGACACCGCUGUCGACCUACUCUAGAGAUUAUCCAUCCAUCGAUAGAACAAGAAGUCGGACACAACAUCAGCGGACAUCAAAAAUGGACCAAAAGUACAGUACAAGUGCUAACUAUUAUGCGAAGGAUUUGCGAUCAAGAACUCCGUCGCCGACUCACGACUACUAUAGACCACAAUCUCAGAUGAAAGGCGACGCCUCAGUUCAGGCAUCACUUUCUGAUGAUGAGGACAGGGCUAAUGAUUUUAGGACAACCAUCGAGAAGAGAGAUCUGAGUAGCAGUCGUCGAGUCGACUCAAGAUCUGAAACGCCGAACCGUCCGCCGGAAAAGACUUUCUAUUUCGGUGACGAUAAUCAUCAGCGAAGAGAGAUGCGAAGUGAUAGACAGGUUAUUGAAGAGUAUAUUAGAAAAAAGAAGAGUCAACCGAUGAAUACGUCUUCGGAUAGCGAAUCCAAACGAAAGAGUGAUUACAAUAAUAAUGAGUGGAAUAGAGAUACUACGGGUUAUGUGUCGGCAAAUGUCGAGUCCAAUGUUAAAUCCACUGUCAAUAACAAAGUGGUCACCGAUUCGUCAACAAAGGAAAACUUUGAAAAAAGUUUCAAAGAUUGGGAUGAAGUCGAAACAAAUCUCAAUAGAUUCAUGGAUUGGGAUAAACAUUAUAAAAGUGUAAAAUCAAGUGAAGAGAAACCCUAUUGGAGUUCAGAACCGAAAUCAAGCGGCGAAUACAUUCAUCCGGUGAUCCAACGCGAACCCGACGACUACUACUCAUCCAUAAGAAAGGAUCCGAUGUCCAGACAGCGAAACUUUGACUCUUAUGUGUCGCCGCCGCCGCUCUAUUCAAAUAACACUACAUCGGAUUACAAAUACAAGUCAUACAGUCCUCCGUCAUCGCCGAUCGGCGGCGUUAGCGGCGGUACGUGGACUAAGUCCAAGGCGCGGACACAUUCGCCGUUGUACAGGUCGUCCUCACCGACCGGCGAUAGCUUUCCUAGAUUUAGUCCGCUCUCAACAAAUGCGCUACAAAUAAAAAAUUUUACCGAAGCCUAUAGUAAUGGUCGAAAACAUUCAUAAAUAAUAAUAAUAAUUAAUUAAUUAAUUACUAAUUAUAUCAUCAAAUGGUUUAGAAUUGUUGAAAUUG